AGGCAGGAGAGGAGCAGAGGAGAGUACGACGGGAAUGGCGGCCGCGAAUGCCGCGAUUAACGUGACUCUUGGUACGUGCUUUGUGACGUGCUCGUUGCUGGGUGAAAAACGGAUUCUUCCUCGCGAAUUUCAGGCGUCGAGCAAAAAUCCACGUUGAUAUCAUGUCAACUACGUGAAGACCGGAAGAACGAUCUCCCGCUGUCGCGUUCACGUCCCCCAGACAAAAAUGUCAGCAGAAUACAGCCGAAACGUUUUAAAAAUAGUCGUCGCACAGAUCUGUCAGACGAUAGGAUGGCACUCUAUAAAUUCUACACCACUGGAAUUUCUAGUAGAUCUGUUGCAGGAGUAUCUGUUGCGUGUCUCAAAGCUCACGCAUCAAUAUACGGAAGUUUUGGGAAGAACGGAGCCGAAUCUUGACGACUUGGGAUUAACGUUUCAAUAUAUGAAUAUUGAUAUACAAGAAUUAGCCGAAUAUGUGAAAAAUGUAGAUUCUGUUCCGUGUCCUAUACAAGUUCCGCAGUAUCCAAUUCGACGCGAGAAUCAUUUAAAUUUUUUAAAACCGGGUAGUCGUGAAGUUGUCACGAGACCAGUGCACGUACAUGAACAUUUACCGGCCAUGUAUCCGGAUACCGAAGACGAAUACGUACCAGAUAAGAACGAAAAUUUAGUAAAUGGCACAGCAGACUUGACGUCCAGCAGUGGGACAUCAUCGGGCAAUUCAAAUAACGCGUCACCCCACAGAAUGUCGCCGCAGGUGGUUUUCAAACGGCCGGGCGAUCCGGUGUCGUUUGAAAAUCCCAUAGUGAAGCGGGCGAAGGUUUUGGAGGAGGGCAGACCGUUGCGUGAAAUAAGCAGCGUUAUGAUGACCACUUCUGGUUUUUUAUCGCCCGCGCGAGAAGGAAAGCUACCUGAAGCGAGAACGCCGCAUCAGGUCCGAUCGGACUCGCCGCAGCCGAGCUCCUAUCCGAUGGUGCCGCCUGAAUUGAAGACCGAGAAGAAGCCGAAGAAGGUCGUGAAGAAAGGCCCCGAGGAUCGUAAGCUUGACAAGGAGAACAAGAAGAAGAAAGGCGCGAAGGAGCUGUUCAAGCCGGACAAGAUCGACGAGAGCAAGGUAAAGAAGUUGGUCGGCAUGAAGGAGCUGGCCAAAUUGAAGCCGCUAAAGCCAGGCGGCGGCAAGGGGCAGUCGUCUACCACGUUGCAGGAGCUCACGGGCAGCAGGCCGUCCACGCCGAAGAUCGCGUCGCCGAAAUCGGCCGCCAGUAGUCCGAAGCCGUCGAAGGCGACGCAGCCGAAGGUCAACAAGGCCGACAAGGCGGUGGAUCUGGCGGACAGCUCCGCCGCCGUCGAGAAGAAGGAGGAAACCGUCGACAAGUUGCCGUCGGAGCCGGAUAAGCAGAAGCUGAAUAUAUUCAAGAAGAUAUCGAAGCCGCGCGAGGAGAAGGAGAAGGACAAGGACAAGGACAAAGACAAAGAGACGACGGAGCCGCACAAGUACAAGGAUAUUCUGAACUCGCGCGAGAAUUCGCCGGGGCUGGUCAUAGACGUCGAGAAUGCGGAGAAGCACGCACACCGUAACGACGCGGACGCGAAAGGUGGGCGCGAGGAGAAGAAGACGCCUCACACACCGGACGUGCACAUACAAUCGGACAGUGAUUUGGCGGACGUGCAGAGUUUGUCGUCGGACGUUUACAUGUUCGAUGACGCCGACAUUUCACCGCCGGGCACGCCUAGCACGCCGAAAACUCCGGAAUUGAGUGUGCCCACGGUGCCGGAGCAGAAGCGGAAGAAGAAAGAGAAGAGUGGCAAAAAAAAAGAAGCUAAAGUGAAGAAUCCAAAACAAUGUAUCAGCCCGAAAAAGACGAAAUCCUCGAAUCCUGAUACGACAGAAUCGGAUAUGCCAGAUCGGCCCAAAACGCCGCAGGCACCUGAACCGCUUCACAGAGAGCCCAUUCUUCCGCUCACCCUUCCGUUCCCCUUUUUCCCUCACGCAUUUCCUACGGCACCUGGUUUGAUCCCUCCGAUGUUUCCGCGGUUUCCGUUGCCGCUUGGGCGAGGUGGACCAGGCCCGCAUCCCGCGAUGCCCAAUUUACCAUUGCCGCCGCGUUUUUCCAAUCCACCCGUAAAGCCCGAGGAUUUCCCGUUGUCCAAAGUUAAACCUGUAGAGCGUGAGAAGCCACUGAUCCCCCCACCGGCUGAGUUGAUGCCUCCGUCGAUUCCGGGCGAAAAUGAGAAGGCGGACAAAGAGAAGGUGGAUAAUAAACUUACGAAAUUGUUUAAGCUAAACAAAGAAAUGCCUUUCAUGAAAGCACCUGAGAGGGUACUGCCUGUAGGCGUUGCACCGCCUAUAGUGUCUGCACCUCUCGCACCAAUCACGCUUGCUACACCAACAGUACCCGUCGCGCAAAUGCCACCAUCGAAAAAUUCUAAAGCCGAAAAAGCAGAGAAGAAUGAUAUGGUAAAUUCGAAGUCGAAAGAGCAUAAGAAAGAAAAGAAGGAUAAAUUGAAGAAGAAGAAGGAUAAGAAAGAGAAACACAAAGAUAAAGGCGAGAAAGUAAAGGAAAAGAAGGAAAAGACUGAAAAACGCGAGAAAUUAGAAAAGCUCAAAGAAAAGAAGGAGAAAAAGGAAAAGAAAAAGGAGAAAGAUCAAAAUAAGAAAAAUAUGAAGGAAGAAAAGAACCCAGAAGCUGUUCCAAAAAUUACGUUAAAAUUAGGCACAGCUUCACCUAGACCGGCAACUCCCGAUAAUGCUCCCAUGAAGAAAAUAACUAUUAAACCACUUGUGAAGAAACCCGAUGAAGAGGUCAAGCGGGAACCCAGUCCAGAAUUGGCGAAAAUAUCGGCAUUGGUAACACGACCGCCAAAGCAAAAGUCAGCAAGUAAGAAAACAGAGGAGGGAAUAUUAGAUGGAAGCCCUGCUCUUCCUACAGACUCUUUCUCUGCCAAUCUUACUAGCGCGCCACUUGCAUCAGUUCCUCGAGCAAAGAAAUCUAACUUCCAAAAUCUAUCUCAAAAGGUGAAAGCAGACCCAGUUCCUAAAAAGGACGAUGCUAAAGAAGACAAAGAAAAUGGCAGGAACGUGUUGCCUACAACACCAACCACUACUGUGGAUCGAGGAGGUCGUCAAGUGUGGAUAUGUCCCGCAUGCGGCAACCAGGAUGAUGGCUCACCGAUGAUCGGCUGCGACGAUUGUGACGCUUGGUAUCACUGGGUGUGCGUCGGCAUGCAGGUUCCACCGGCUGAGGACGAGGAUUGGUACUGCCGAUUUUGUAUAGCGAAAAAACAGGAGCUGCUUCACGAUAAGAAGAAGAAAAAGCGGAAAAAGAAAGUGAAAGUAACUGCCUAGUAUAAGUCAACCGGGUCUAACUGCGCAAGACCCGGUGUCAUUAUACCAAGCAUUACCAAAGUCAAAGCGAAGGAUAACAACAAAAGCGGCAUCAAGAGUGCGAAAACGAAAAAGGUGUCCAAGAGUGACAUUAAGAUGCAAAUGAAGUCACUAAAGGGGAAAUCGGUAGCUACGAAAGGGAAAGCUACGAAGAGUAGUGUAACGAAAGUGAAGGCUGUAAAAAAGAAGUAGAGAAUUGUUACGUCGUACAAUGUAAUUUAGCUAGCAGGAAUUGUAUUUUGUAAACUACGGGACGAAUGUAAAUGAUUCUAUUCUAGCCAGCGUACAGAUAUUCUGUGUCUGUAUUGUUGAAUUCUGUAAUGCAAUAACGAUGUUUGUCGAUGUUUUAGUUAUUAAGAAAAUAUAUUUUAGUGAUAUUUAAGAUAUCGACAAACAUCGUCAAUAGAAUACCUCUGUGCUGGACGAACUCUUUUCUUGGGUUUUUUCUACUUUUAUGUACAGCUAUGUAUUGUAUUACUAACACUGUGUAGUUUAUUACACAAUGUAGACAAAUUUGUAGUAUAUUUUCUUAGCUCUAUUAGAGUCGUACAUUUUUCGCCUGCUAUAUAUGCUAUGGUAGAUUUAAUAUUUGGGACACUUCGAAAAAUGCAAAAUAAAAUGUCCAUUUUUAAUGCAUAUAUGUCACAUGAAUCAGUUAUGGCUGCGGUCCGAUUCAUGCUUACAACGCUCUUGGAAUUAUUUCAUCCUUGUUAAUCGAAUAUUAAAUAAAGACGAAUGAUGCUCACGAUUGCGCUGUUAUAAGCGUAAAUUGGACCUAUGUACAAUAA
Molecule: messenger RNA, 4170 nt
Organism: Wasmannia auropunctata (little fire ant)
Lineage: Eukaryota; Metazoa; Arthropoda; Insecta; Hymenoptera; Formicidae
Gene: Taf3
Product: transcription initiation factor TFIID subunit 3
Exons: 11
Coding region: 227-3343 (1038 amino acids)
Cellular component (GO): transcription factor TFIID complex
Molecular function (GO): protein heterodimerization activity
Source: RefSeq, a predicted model, not a curated record